Messenger RNA from Sphaeramia orbicularis (orbiculate cardinalfish), 894 nucleotides. RefSeq names its product synaptogyrin-1-like. Gene Ontology annotation, cellular component: synaptic vesicle membrane; neuromuscular junction. The record is from RefSeq and is a predicted model, not a curated record. NCBI's taxonomy places the organism in Eukaryota, Metazoa, Chordata, Actinopteri, Kurtiformes, Apogonidae. The transcript has 4 exons. Bases 271 to 894 code for a protein of 207 amino acids.
GAGAGAGAGAGAGGGAGGGCAGAGCAUCACCGGAGCACCGGCGGCCGCAGCCUCUUCCUCUGACCGGACAGAGGACGACAGGGACGGGGAAGCAUCCCACAGCAAACACCCACAAGCCUUUGCGCCAAGGAGCCGCAGACGAGCGCGCAUCUUCCAGCAGAACGGGAGCGCACCGUGGGAUUGUCCGCGUGUCCCCCACCCAUCCACUCACCCACUCACCCACCCAGAGGAGAGAGAGAGAGGGCCGGGGCUCAGAGGAGGAGGAGCGCCAUGGAGGGGAUGCAGGCGUACGGAGCGGGCAAAGCCGGAGGAGCCUUCGACCCCCUCACCUUCUUCCAGCAGCCGCAGACCAUCCUGCGCGUGGUGUCGUGGCUCUUCUCUAUCGUCAUAUUCGGGUGCAUCGCCAAUGAAGGCUACAUCAACCGGCCCAAUGAGGUGGAGGAAUACUGCAUCUUCAACCGGAACCAGAACGCCUGCAACUAUGGGGUCUUCAUGGGCUCCAUGGCCUUCCUCUGCUGCAUGGCCUUCUUAGCUCUGGACGUCUACUUUCCCCAGAUCAGCAGCGUCAAAGACCGCAAGAAGGCGGUGUUGGCCGACGUUGGACUAUCAGCCUUCUGGUCCUUCAUGUGGUUUGUCGGUUUCUGUUUCUUGGCCAAUCAGUGGCAGGUGACCAAACGUGAGGACAACCCGCUGAAGGAGGGAGGGGACGCUGCCCGGGCCGCUAUCACCUUCGCCUUCUUCUCUAUUUUCACCUGGCCGGCCCAGUCCCAGUUAGACACCAUUCUGACAGUUAAUCAAGGCUCCAAAGGGACCACUGGGAAAGUCUAUUCCCUACUAAAUACACAUAAUUUGGAACCUCUUAUAUCAUUACAACAACAAUGGGAAGAAGACUAG